UCGCAGAUCUUACCAUCUCAAAAUUACUAACUCAUCCAUUACAGAACAUUGAUAUUGAUGUCUGAUGAUCAUUUAAUGUGUGUGGGCUCAGCUUUCAUUAUCAAAUUCAGAACAAAAUGAUGAGCUCUCAUCUACCCAAUAAGAACUACUUUACUUCCAUAUUAAAGGAGUCAACCUUGUCUACUCUUUUCUGUCUCUCCUAUGCUGUUAAAAACACAAGUAUCAUAAACUCAGAUAGGAAUGGAGAAAUUUGGGAAAAGGUUUCAAGGGAAAGUGGUGAUAGUGACAGCUUCAACACAAGGUAUUGGAUUUAGCAUAGCUGAGAGGCUUGGUUUUGAAGGUGCUUCUGUUGUUAUCUCCUCUCGUAAGCAGAAAAAUGUAGAUGAAGCAGUAAAGAAACUGAGUAAUGAAGGAAUUGAAGUGUUGGGAUUAGUAUGUCAUGUCUCAAAUGCACAAGAGAGGAAGAAUUUGAUACAGAAGACCAUUCAGAAAUAUGGUAAGCUAGAUGUGAUUGUGUCAAAUGCUGCUGUCAGUCCUUCACCUGAUGCAAUACUAGAAACUAAAGAAUCAGUCCUUGACAAGCUGUGGAAUAUCAAUGUCAAAGCCUCUAUACUAUUACUACAAGAUGCAGCUCCUUACCUUAAGAAAGGUUCAUCAGUUGUUCUAAUUUCCUCAAUUGCUGGUUUCUCACCACCAGCUUUAAUGGGUAUGUACGGGGUGACAAAAACCGCGCUUUUUGGACUUACUAAGGCUCUCGCAUCUGAAAUGAGUCCGCAUACUCGUGUAAACUGUGUAGCACCGGGUUUUGUACCUACACACUUUACUGAUUUCAUCACAAAGAAUGAACAUUUGAGGAGAGGGAUUGAGAGUGAGACAUUACUCAAUAGGCUUGGAACAACACAAGAUAUGGCCGGAGCUGUUGCUUAUUUGGCUUCUGAUGAUGCUGCUUAUGUAACCGGAGAAACUCUGGUUGUCGCUGGAGGAAUGCAUUCUAGACUUUAACUUUUUUAUUGGUCUCCUUCGGGAUAGUAUGCUAUCCCCUUUAGACUUUAGUGUUUACUUCAAUGCAUUUUAUAAAUUGCUACUUGUUUGAGACCCCACUUGUUGUACUACUUGUUUUAGACAUUGUGUGUCGGUGCUACACUAUAUUAUCCUUCCCAACCAA
Molecule: messenger RNA, 1165 nt
Organism: Lycium barbarum (goji berry)
Lineage: Eukaryota; Viridiplantae; Streptophyta; Magnoliopsida; Solanales; Solanaceae
Product: tropinone reductase-like 3
Exons: 6
Coding region: 241-1002 (253 amino acids)
Molecular function (GO): oxidoreductase activity
Source: RefSeq, a predicted model, not a curated record